GUUUUUUCUCUUCUCUGGUGCCAAAAUUGGGCCAGCCCUUUCCAUUUUUCAGAUCCAAUCCUCCAAUCUCUUUCCUCACUUAACAUUACUGCACGCUCUCUUUGUCGUGAGUUAUGGCGCCGGAUGCUUCGCCGCACAGCACGAUCCUCAUUCUGGGCGGGUCUUACUCUGGGAUCUCGACAGCGCACUACCUCCUAAAACAUGUAUUACCCAGGCUCUCCUCAUCUUACCAGGUCGUUCUCAUCAGCCCCUCAGCACAUGCCAUGUGUCGUCCAGCGUGCCCACGUGCGCUAAUCUCAGACGAGUUCUUUAACCAAGAUAAACUAUUCGUGGACAUCGCGACGCAGUUUGCGCAAUACCCUGGCGAGAGGUUUCGUUUUAUCCAUGGCAGCGCCGUGAGUCUCAACUCAGAGGGCCGCACUGUUUCCAUCGCCCCGGUUUCGUCCGAUGUUAAUGCUGCCCCCACUGUCGAAAUUAUUACCUUUUAUGCCCUCGUCAUCGCAACCGGCGCGUCAACCCCCUCAUCCCUCCUUGGAUUUAACAGCGGCGGUCGUGAGUCUUUGCGAGAGAACUGGUCUGUGAUUCGGAAAGCAUUACCUAGCACGAAAAGCAUCGUCAUCGCAGGUGGUGGCCCUACUGGCAUCGAAACGGCCGGAGAGCUAGGUGAAUACUUAAACGGACGCGCUGGGUGGUUCACCUCUAAACUUGAAAAUCCAAAAGUUAAGAUCACAGUGGUCAGUGCGGGAGCCCAGAUCUUACCUAUCCUGCGACCGGGCCUCGCAAAGAAAGCUGAGGACAUGCUUGCAAAAUUCGGUGUAACAGUUCUCAAAUCCACUCGAAUUGUAUCUAUGUCACCGCAGAUUUCCGGUGGUUCCUUGGAGAACCUAGUAACGAACACGACGAUCACGCUCAGCAAUGGCGAAACUAUAGAGACAGACCUGUACAUCCCCGCAACAGGAACAACACCAAACACAGCCUUCAUUCCAAAAGCCCUCUUAACUGCCGACGGAAGGGUUUCCACGGAUACUCAAACCCUCCGCAUCACCAACUUUAGUGCCACUCCCCGUAUCUACAGUAUCGGCGACUGCAGCUCAGCUUUCCGCCCCGCUGUCCACAACAUCCUUUCUGCCGUCCCCAUUCUCGUGGCGAAUAUGAAGAAAGAUCUUCUCCUCGCCGAAGGGGACCAGGCCACAGGCAAUGACAGAUUAUUCAAAGAAGACACCCGCGAAAUGCAGAUGGUUCCAAUUGGAAGGAGUAUGGGUGUUGGAGCGGCGAUGGGGUGGGCCCUACCGAGUUGGAUGGUUUGGCUGGUUAAGGGGAGGGAUUAUUGGCUUUGGACUACCGGGGGAUUAUGGAGUGGGAAACAUUGGGCGAAGGAAUCUUGAGAAGGCUGAGGAGGUCAUUAUAGGCUGUUUGGGGAUAUUGUUUGAAAAAGAUACCCUUUCAUUGGGUUGGUUAUGGUGGAGGAUUAAUAUGGAUUGGAUUU
Molecule: messenger RNA, 1486 nt
Organism: Lindgomyces ingoldianus
Lineage: Eukaryota; Fungi; Ascomycota; Dothideomycetes; Pleosporales; Lindgomycetaceae
Product: FAD/NAD(P)-binding domain-containing protein
Exons: 1
Coding region: 114-1385 (423 amino acids)
Cellular component (GO): cytoplasm
Molecular function (GO): electron-transferring-flavoprotein dehydrogenase activity; flavin adenine dinucleotide binding
Source: RefSeq, a predicted model, not a curated record